AGGCCGGGGGCGUGCCGGGCUCGUCCGUGGCGGAAGAUGGCGCUGCCUUUUGCACGGUCGUUGUGGCUGUGCCGCUGGGGAGCCAAACAAUUGGGGGUCGCCGCCGUGGAAGCCCGCCGAGGCAUCAGUUUCAAACUGGAAGAAAAAACCGCCCACAGCAGCCUGGCACUCUUCAAAGGUGACACAGGUGUCAAGUAUGGCAUGGUGGGAUUGGAGCCCACCAAAGUGGCCCUGAAUGUGGAGCGCUUCCGGGAGUGGGCAGUGGUGCUGGCAGACACAGCGGUCACCAGUGGCAGGCACUACUGGGAGGUGACAGUGAAGCGCUCCCAGCAGUUCCGGAUAGGAGUGGCAGAUGUGGACAUGUCCCGGGACAGCUGCAUCGGUGUUGACGAUCGCUCUUGGGUGUUCACCUAUGCCCAGCACAAGUGGCAUACGAUGUUGGCCAAGGAGAAAGCCCCUGUUGAGGGCAUCGGGCAGCCAGAGAAGGUGGGGCUGCUGCUGGAGUAUGAGGCUCAGAAGCUGAGCCUGGUGGAUGUGAGCCGGAUGGCUGUGGUCCACACGCUACAGACAGAUUUCCGGGGUCCAGUGGUGCCUGCCUUUGCCCUGUGGGAUGGAGAGCUGCUGACCCACUCUGGGCUUGAAGUGCCUGAGGGCCUCUAGUUAUGUCCAUCACUGGAGUCCCUAAUCAUGCCUUUGGCCAGCCUUCUGCUGAAAGUGUCUGAAUCUUUUUAACUUUGCCCCAAACAGCCUCUAGCUCCCACAAUUCAGUGUCGGGUCCUCUGUGUAAUCCUUAGUUAUCUUCUCCCCUACCCGGUGAAAGCUAGGCAUAAAGCCACCCUCUCCGUCCCCCAAACUGCUGCCAAUUUUCUAGGCUACCAGGAAUGCACCUCCCCUGACAGCCUCCUUCAGACCCUCUGCCUCCCUGUGCCCUGGCCUUUCUCAGGCCGUAUUCAGUACUGGGGUCUUGCCUUUUAGCUUUGUUUGUAUUUAUUCAUCACUGUGAUACCUUGCCCUCCCUUUGCCCACAUGUAAUUUGUUUGUUCUUGGGGCUCUACUGAAUCUCUCCAGAGUGAAUUCUUUCUACCUCUGGCUGGAGGAGUGGUGCAGUCAGUGGCUUGGCCCUUUCUGUACAGCACAUAAAGUCUGGGCUCUGGCUCCCUCAGGAAGCGCUUUACUGACAGUGUCAGAGUGAGGACAGAGCCCUCCUCCCACGGUACCUUCAUGCCACAGACUCUCAGCCCCACACAGCUGUAGCUUUCCCCGCCCUGAGUCCAUCCGCCUUAAUCUGCACACCUCUGACACCUGGUCAAUGCGUUAUAAUCAUUGGGCCAGUUAUAACCGUGACCAAAGGGGAAGAAGACACUUAGGGCAUACUGAGUGGGUUAGUGCUAGAAACUUUAUUCUUGAGAAGUUCUAUCUUCAUUUCUGCUACAAUUGGAACUUCCAGAUGUUGGAGGGAGGCCUGAGGUCUUACACAAUCCAUUUUUGGGCCUGCUCAGACCCCAGCCGUCCCCCUCCCUUGGCAGCAGAAUACACUUAACCUAAAGAAGUAUUUGGGGUUGAGGGAAACCUGGUGGGGUGAGUAUGUAUGUGAAAUAUGUAUUGUUUGGGCUCUGUCUAACCCUGUGGUUGCAUCUUAUUCUACCUUUACGAUGGUCAUGCAGCUGGAUGCCCCUAGGGGAGAAAGAGAAGGACUGGGUUUAGCAAAAAUAAUAAUUUGUGUAAUUAAAGUUUAUUUGAGCACAAAA
This is a messenger RNA of Ceratotherium simum simum (southern white rhinoceros), 1748 nucleotides long. It is a transcript of the gene SPRYD4, whose product is annotated as SPRY domain containing 4. Gene Ontology annotation, molecular function: protein binding. NCBI's taxonomy places the organism in Eukaryota, Metazoa, Chordata, Mammalia, Perissodactyla, Rhinocerotidae. The record is from RefSeq and is a predicted model, not a curated record.